CAUCCAUUCUCGAGCCGCAGUCUCUGUGCGCUGAGCCGAAGGCUGGCAUUGAGCGCGCGCGGGUGCGUGAGUGAGUAACUAGUAGAGUGCAUUACGGCUUAAAUAUGAGUUUCUCCAGCUGCGAAUGGAAGUGGACAUGGGGAAAGCCGCAUGGCACCUGGACACUUUGAAAGGUGUGGCUACACCUCUGAAGAGACGAGCUGCAUCGGCCGUCGAUCAUGGGCGGAAGAUAAAAAUCCUGCCAUUAAAUAUCUAUUUCUGGAAAUGGACCUGGCUCUCUCGUUUGCGGAUAGAGAUGAAGGUGCUUAUCCAGAUAUCUUCAGUUAUGGAAAAUCAAUGAUGAGAAAGAAGAUUUUCUCGAGAUAUCCACGUCAAUUCUACUGUAUGAUGGAUGGCGAGCCUUUCACUUCCACUCUUCUACCAGCAGGGGAUGCUGUCCUUGACACCGGAAUGACACUCGAGCAAAAGACUACCUUUGUCUUUGUCAUUUUCCUUUUUAUUUUUCUUGGGAUUCUUAUAGUUAGGUGCUUUCGGAUUCUGCUGGAUCCCUACAGGAGUAUGCCCACAUCUACCUGGGCCGAUGGGCUCGAUGGCUUAGAAAAAGGACAAUUUGAUUAUGCAUUGGCAUGAUGUGGUGUUUCAAAGUGACUCUUGAGGAAAUUAGGAGAUUAAAGGAAUUGUUUUUUUUUUUUGUAAUGUUCUUUUUCUACAUUAUGGUAUAAAAUCUAUUCUUUCUAUUCAUAUUUGUAAAUGAGAAAUGUACAAUGCCAAUAAGCAGACAUUUCUCAAAAGAGAAAAAGACAUGCAUAGAUGGAGGGUCACAAAACUUUCACUUUCCCAUUCUUUAGUAAUGCACUGUGAUAAAUGAGACUUAUAUAUGAUACCAAAUUAUAAUACCACAUCUAGAGAUGGCAGCCGGAGCACCCUUCUAGUUACCUUUCAUUAAUAAUUUUGUGAGACUGUUAGGCAUUUUUGUACUAAAAGAAAAAUGCUACUGUAUAAAGUAUAUUUUCAAUUUGAUUUCUUGCACCAAUUGCUUUAAGCAAGCAGGAUGCAAAAGAAAUUAGUUGUGAAUAUUUUAUUAGAAGAGCCAAACUGCAUUAGGUAGAGGGCCUUGAUUAGGAUGCUUGCACAAUGACCUCUACACUGUUGAAUACAUUGUUCCUAAAUUGAAGUGAA
Molecule: messenger RNA, 1179 nt
Organism: Polypterus senegalus (gray bichir)
Lineage: Eukaryota; Metazoa; Chordata; Cladistia; Polypteriformes; Polypteridae
Product: cortexin-3
Exons: 2
Coding region: 151-630 (159 amino acids)
Source: RefSeq, a predicted model, not a curated record